Messenger RNA from Mobula hypostoma (lesser devil ray), 3950 nucleotides. RefSeq names its product SEC23 interacting protein (gene sec23ip). Gene Ontology annotation, molecular function: metal ion binding; protein binding; glycerophospholipase activity. Gene Ontology annotation, cellular component: COPII-coated ER to Golgi transport vesicle; cytoplasm. The record is from RefSeq and is a predicted model, not a curated record. NCBI's taxonomy places the organism in Eukaryota, Metazoa, Chordata, Chondrichthyes, Myliobatiformes, Myliobatidae. The transcript is spliced from 19 exons. The coding region runs from base 49 to 3030 and encodes 993 amino acids. Gene Ontology annotation, biological process: endoplasmic reticulum to Golgi vesicle-mediated transport.
GGAGCCGCUGGCGACGUGUUAAAUCGGAGCGAGUUGGUGGGGGAGAAGAUGGCUGAGAAGAAGCCGAAUGCCAACUUGCUCUUCUCCUCCGACACCGAGUUUAACUUCCACUUGCCCUUCAUCCCUGUCAGUCAGGCCCAGGUGCCGGACUCGAGUCUUCUUUCAGCCGAUGAAUCAACAGAUGUUGGUGAGGAGGACAGUUUCGUGGGUCAGACGUCAGCUUCCAUGAGCCAUCCACCUGCCUUCAGCUAUUUUUCCCAGGCUGUAACUAACAAUGAUCCUUUUGCAAAUAUUGGACACCAUCCUUGUACAACAACAGCACCGCCUGCAAGGACAGUUUCAAGUUCAAAAGCCCCAGCUGAAGUACCUGUAGCUUCCUCAGCACAUUCUGCACGAGAUCCCUUUGCAUUUCAGAGCACACAUCCUCAAGCUGGCUUCGUGGCACCUCCAGUCUCUCAGUACAUUAAUACAACCUACCAGAAUAAUCAGCCUGGACUUCCUGCCUCAACAGCUUUCACAACUGUCUCCCCUCCUCAGACCCAGCAGAAUUAUAACCCUUAUCGCCAAACCUCGCAGAGUAGUCGUGCAAGUCCUUACCUUCCCCCCCAACAGCUACAGUAUAGCCAAAGCCCAGGUCAGCAACACCUACCUCCCUUCCAGUCUGCCACACCAACUAAUCAUCUUUACCAGACACCACCAAUCUCUUCACCACAGGCACCUUUGGGGCAAACUGUAUCAACAGUCCCUCCUCCUAACCCUAUAUCUACAGCUUUACAGCCUUUGCUGAGUGCUCCGUAUAACAUUUAUGAGCCAGUACGUCCACACUGGUUCUACUGCAGGAUGGUAGAGGGUAAACCAAUCUGGAUGCCAUUCAGCUUUCUGGACACAUUGAACCUCGAGGAAAUUUAUAACUCUGUACAACCAGACCCUGAAAAUGUAGUUGUGUCAACGGAUGGUGGUCGCUAUGAUGUCUAUCUAUACGAUCGCUUGCGCUAUGCUGUGUACUGGGAAGAGGAGCCAACUGAAGUGAGACGAUGCACAUGGUUUUAUAAGGGGGACUUGGACAGCAGGUUUAUACCUUACUCUGAGGAAUUCAGUGAAAAAUUGGAGGGAGAAUAUAAAAAAGCAGUAACUACCAACCAGUGGCACAAGAGACUCGAAUUUGCCAGUGGAGAAACCAUUGUUAUGCAUAAUCCAAAGGUCAUAGUUCAGUUCCAUGCUUCCUCACUGCCAGAUGAAUGGGGAACUACACAAGAUGGACAGACUCGGCCUCGAGUGGUCAAGCGUGGGAUAGACGAUGACCACGAUGAGAUUCCUGAAGGAGAAUUGCCACAAGUUAACCAUCUGGUGUUCAUUGCACAUGGUAUUGGACCUGUCUGUGACUUGCGUUUCAGAAGCAUCAUUGAAUGCGUUGAUGACUUCAGGAAUGUUUCUCUGAAACUACUGCGAACACAUUUUAAAAAAGCUGUUGAUGAAAGUAAGAUCUCUCGAGUUGAAUUUCUUCCAGUGCAUUGGCACAGUGCUCUUCAUGGAGAUGCAACUGGAGUAGACAGGCGCAUCAAGAAAAUCACAUUACCAAGUAUAGGCCGCUUGCGUCACUUUACCAACGAGACAUUAUUGGACAUAUUCUUCUACAAUAGCCCUACAUACUGUCAGACUAUUGUGGAUAAAAUGGCUGCUGAAAUCAAUCGACUUUACGCUCUCUUCUUGAAUCGGAAUCCUAAUUUCAAAGGAGGAGUCUCCCUUGCAGGACACAGCUUGGGUUCUCUGAUCCUUUUUGAUUUGUUGGCCAAUCAGACGGGCUGCUCGUUGGCUGGUGAUUCCACUCAGUCAGCAUCUAAUGGGACUGUGAAAGAUUCUGCAAGCCCAGAAGAGUCCCAGGACCAGAAUUGUCAAGAUACUGAAGAUUUUAAUGAACUGAAGGAUGAACAAGAGGAGGAAUUCCAGUCCUUAUCAGAAGUGUUGGAAUCACUCAGUCUCUCUGAAUACCUCACCACUUUGGAAAAGGAAAAAAUAGACAUGGAAUCAUUGCUCAUGUGUACAGUGGAUGACUUGAAGGAAAUGGGGAUCCCUCUUGGACCAAGAAAGAAAAUUGCCAAUUUUGUAAAAGAGAAGGUUAAUGCACAGGCGAAGAAUAAAGCUGCAACUGAGAAAAAAGCAGCAUUGGAAGCCAUGAAGAAAGUUCAGCAAGAGGCUUUGCAAAAGGCUAAGGAGGAAGCUGCUGAUACAAACUCAUUAGCUGGAGAAAAGCAGAGCAUGUUGAAGAGAGUGCUAUCUUGUGGUGCAGCCACUGUUUCGUCUGUCAAAGUUCAUUAUGAUCGUUUUGAAGCUGGUGCUGGCCAGGUUUCUGUGGCUUAUCGUGGCUUAGAUUUUGAGCCAGACAAUUUCUUUGCCUUGGGUUCUCCUAUUGGUAUGUUCCUCACUGUGCGUGGGUUGGAGAAGAUUGAUGAAAACUACAGACUACCAACCUGCAAGGGAUUUUUCAAUAUUUAUCAUCCAUUGGAUCCCGUGGCAUAUAGGAUAGAGCCAAUGAUUCUCCCCGACUUGGAUAUAAAACCAGUCCUUGUACCACAUCAUAAAGGCAGAAAGAGGCUACAUCUUGAGUUGAAAGAAAGUUUGUCCCGCAUGGGUUCGGACUUAAAACAAGGUUUCAUUAGCUCUCUGAAAAACGCCUGGCAGACUCUGAAUGAAUUUGCACGUGCCCAUACUUCAACUCAGCUACAAGUGGAGCUGGAGAAGGUAGCAAAUCAAAUUAAAGAGGAGGAAGAUAAACAUGUGGAGGAAGAGCAAAAGCUGGUGGAAAGUCCAGAAUCAUCCAAGGAUGAAGAUUCAGCUGUGAAGAUUGGAAUGCUGAAUGGAGGACAGCGUAUUGAUUAUGUUCUACAAGAAAAACCAAUUGAAAGCUUCAACGAGUAUCUGUUUGCUCUUCAGAGCCAUUUAUGUUACUGGGAAUCGGAAGACACAGCUUUGCUGUUUCUUAAAGAGAUUUAUAAAUCCAUGGGCAUCAGCCCUGAACAACCACCACAUUGAUGGCCAUUGACAAAACUGUAUUUAUCUUGAUAUUGGUCGUCAGAGGCACCAUCAGUUCUGCUGAACGCAAUGUGAUUUUAGAUCCCAGAUUGAAAUUGGUAGUCGUAUCUUUUAUUUGUGCAGUCUGCAUUUAUACUACGAUACAAAACAAAUGGCUCGAAACAGAAAUUUUCCUUUGAAAAUAUAAUUUUACUUGAUUCUCACCAGUGUAGAUGUAUAUUGUAUUAAGUUAAUGAGGGAGUGCGACUAGCUUUGGGAAAGCUUCCAUUCUGGGCCGUUAGCUUCUUGAAAUAACUUGAAUGUUGUUUUCAGAAUACUUCUCUCCUUGGUGGAGGUAAUGAAAUGAAUAUUAGUCUUUCCUCUAUUCCCUGUUUACUCAUUCCAUCCACUGUAGAAUUUCACUCAGUUAGUCUGCAGUGCCUUGCUUCUGACAAGCGAAUGAUUAGGAUUUACAAGGUGUGUCUUGAAAAAAGGCUGCCACUUGCUCCUGCCAAAUGUAGUACAUUUUUAAAACUAUUUCUUGUGUUAGCUUGUGGAUUAUUUUAGUUUCUAUUAAAUGAUUCCCAGCUUAAGUUCAUGGAAAUAGUCAAAAUGUCCAAAUUGAUUGCACCAUACUUUGCCUAUAGUUUACUUCUCUGCAAGAAUGGUAUCUUGCAUAAUGAAAUUUCUCUCUCACCAAGCUGCAAUGUAUGUUCCUUAGUCAGCACUUCCACUGAACACUCUCUUGAUUUGGACCCUCUUUUCUAUUGCACCCCAAUACAGUGACCAAGAGGCUUUAUUUGGAGAGCAGUAUAUGAUAGCACUGUCAGCCCGAUGUGUGUGACUUCAUUCUCACCACAGGACUUCUCAGGCAGCAGUGACCAUCAGCUGAUUUCAGCUUCCAUCAGAUCCAAAUAAAUAAUAAAUCAAUCAAAAUGCAA